Molecule: messenger RNA, 2529 nt
Organism: Microplitis mediator
Lineage: Eukaryota; Metazoa; Arthropoda; Insecta; Hymenoptera; Braconidae
Product: beta-1,3-galactosyltransferase 5-like
Exons: 3
Coding region: 337-1395 (352 amino acids)
Cellular component (GO): membrane
Molecular function (GO): hexosyltransferase activity
Source: RefSeq, a predicted model, not a curated record
UUAUCUGCACUUAGUAUAUAUAUGUGUGCAUAUUGUAUAUGAUCAUACAUGUUAUAACAAACGACAAACAGUGAACAGUGAAUUUAUUAUCUUUUGGCAUUGACAUAUGCCGAUGAUCACAGUAUAUGUGUUGGAAUAUUCAUAAAUAAUUAACAAGUACAUAAGUACGUGCUUUAUCUAUUUUUCUUUAUUUUUAUUUAAAUUCAAUAGUUAUAGUCCUUGGAUUAUGUCUAUUAAAUAUACAACCCGGGUAGCAGUCAUUAGUUCAUUACGACCGCGUAAAAAAUAAAGAUUAUUAGGAUGACGUGAGUAGAAUGAUAGCGUGUUUAUGUGAAUAUGUUGGAUAAGCGGCGGCUUCAUGGCCACGUGUCGCCGCCAGGUUACUUACUCUUCGUGGUUGCCUUGCUUUUAAUGGGAUUUUUAUCAUUUUGGAUGUUGAUAAUUGGAAGUCCUGAGUCAACGUUGUUAACUGGUGAAGUGACAGUUCCUGGAUACGUUUUACUGGUUCCUGAUAAUGUUUCAACAAUAUCUGUACCAUAUACAUUAAACGAUCUGCCGUCCAGCGAUGAAUCGACGCUGAUUGAUAUUAAAAAUUUUAAAUUUAUCUUAAAUCAUGAUCCGUGUAAUAAAACACAGCCGUUGCUGUUGAUGCUGAUACAUUCAGCACCUGGUAAUUUUGCUAAACGCAAUGUUGUGCGUAAUACUUGGGGUAAACAAACACCUGAAGUCGUAGUGUUGUUUCUUGUUGGAUCAACACUUGAUCAUCAGGGAGAUCUUUAUAAGGAAAAUAACAAGUAUCAAGAUAUUAUACAAGGAAAUUUUAUUGAUGCAUACAGAAAUAUGACUUACAAACAUGUCAUGGCUUUAAAAUGGGCUACUUAUUAUUGUCCAAGUGCUAAAUAUAUAUUGAAAUUAGACGAUGAUGUUUUUGUACAUACACCCGCGAUGAUAGACUUUUUAAAACACGGUCUUUCACCAUGGGGUGCAAGACGUUUGAUACUGUGUGAUCCAUUGUCGACGGGUACUGUAAAAAGGUCAUGGCGUUCUAAAUGGCGCGUAUCACCACAAGAAUAUCCUGGUAGACGGUAUCCAGCUUAUUGUGCAGGUUGGGCUAUUUUAUAUUCACCUGAUAGUGUAUUUCUAUUGUAUAAAGAAGCUCAAAAAGAACCAUAUUUUUGGAUUGAUGAUGUCCAUAUUACGGGAACAGUUGCUAGAAAAGUUAAUUUAACUCAUAGUUCAUUACAUUCAUUAGUAUUAAAGAAUGGAGAUAUGGAAGAGUUAUUGAGUAAUCCAAAUAUACAUCGUGAAUUUUUAUUUGGACCGCCCAAUUUAGCUGAAAACCAUAUUAAGGCAUUACACCAUUUGAGUCAUUCAAAUAAAAUUUUGCAAUUAUAAUAAUUGAUAAUUUAUUAUUAUUAUUAUUAUUAUCAUAAAAAUUAAUUUAAUAGACAAAAAAACACAAAUACAAUAUUUACAGGAAACCUCGAGUAUACGACAGGAAAAUUUUUUUUUCCUCCUUUUAAGUAUACCAAAGUUGGAAAUAUUUUUUUAAGUAAAACUUUAAAACUUAAAAUUUUUUUAUUGGCUAUUUAAUUAUUUUUAAUAAAAAAACAAAAAAUACACAAAAUUAUUGGUGCCAUUAAACUCAAUAUCCGGAGACAUGAUUAUGAAAUCCUUGAGUAAAUAUUUUUAAAUAAAAUAUCCUGAUUAAAAAUUUUUUAUACCUAAAAUUAUUAAAUAUUUUGGAGCCAUAAUUAUAAAGACUUUGUAUUAAUUUUAUAAAUUAUUUUUUUAAUCAUAAAGAUAAGCAUUCCAUAUAUUGUAUAAUGAUAAUUUUAUUAAUUAUUUUUUUUUUCAACAAUAUGUUUGCGGGCAUAUUUUUAACAAGGAUUCUAUAGUCAUGUUACUAUAUUUUCUGCCCAGUGAGUAUAAUAACUGGGUACUAAAUAUGAAAUAAAUGAACUAAAACAUUUUUUAAUUUAAUUGCAACAAUUGUUUUUUUGAAUUUUGGUUUAAAUAUUUUAAAUCUUAGAUAAGUUUAAAGAGAAAUAAAUAUAAAUAAAUAAUAAUGAAAUAAAAUGAUUAGUAAAACUUGAAAAUUGUCAAAUAAACAUAUCAGCGAAAUAUUGAUUCAUUAUUAAUAAAUAAUAACUUAAAAAAUAUUUCAAAGUGAAAGUUAUAAUUGACAAUGAUCAAGUUUAACUAUUUCAUAUUUAGAUAAAACAAUUUAGUAAAUAGAAUUAUAUUAAAUGAUACAAAUUUAAGUAUCAUUAAUUGCCAAAAUAACAGACAUUAGAACCAAAAAUGUGUAAAGAAAAAUAUAAGAAAAAAACAAGAAAACACAAAAAUUGUAAAUAUUUUAUGAAGAUGAGAAGGAUAAUAUUUAAAAAAUGGUCGAGCAUUUGAAUUUAAAAAAUUAAAAUUAACUAAAAUAAUAAAAUUAAUGAAAUUUUAUGGAUAUUAAUUAUUAUGAAUUAUAAUUGUGAUGUUAUGUAAUUAUUCAACAAUUACAUAUAUUUACAAUGACAA